This is a messenger RNA of Striga asiatica, 1179 nucleotides long. The record is from the annotation of a GenBank genome assembly. Lineage: Eukaryota; Viridiplantae; Streptophyta; Magnoliopsida; Lamiales; Orobanchaceae.
AGAAUAAAAAAACACAUUUCCCCCAUUCAUGAUUCAUUUACACUCUCUCGGCCCUUGUUCUCACCCAUUUGUCGUCAACCACCGUUUCUCGAAUCUACUGCCAUGGCGCUCUCUCGCUGCCUGCUCACGCUUCCGCCGGAAACUCCAGAGCUUUUAGGUACUCGGUCCGCUGCCUCUGUUGUCAGCCCAUCGCUUUCAGUCCCCAAAUUUUCCAGCUCGCACAUCCUUAGAGGUCGCAAUUUCUCCUUUUCGCCUAAUCCACUACGAUCUUCGUUUCGAGUGAGAUUAACUCCACAGGGAUUUGAAAUGAGCCCACCUCCGGAUGCCUUUACCGAGUUUAAGAAGUUGCUUCUUCCAGUAGUCGACCGCAAUCCUUAUCUUACGGAGGGUACAAAGCAGGCCACAAGCACCACUGCUGCUUUGGCAAAGAAAUAUGGGGCUGAGAUUACAGUCGUAGUUAUCGACGAAAAGGAGAAGGAAACUUUGGAGAACCAUGAGACUCAAGUAGCUACCAUUAGGUGGCAUUUAUCUGAAGGUGGCUUUCAAGAAUUUAAGCUUUUAGAGAGGCUUGGAGAUGGAAAGAAGCCGACAGCUAUAAUAGGAGAGGUUGCUGACGAAAUGAAUAUGGAUCUGGUGAUACUGAGCAUGGAGGCCAUACAUUCCAAACAUGUCGAUGCCAACUUGCUGGCCGAGUUCAUUCCCUGUCCCGUUUUACUUCUUCCUCUGUGAUAUGAAUUUGAAAAAAUGCAAAUUGUUUAUUUAAAUCGGUUCUUAAAUGUUUGUGGUUCACAAAAGCAAGUCUUUGGUGCUUCGAUGAAUGAAUGCAAUAGAGAGAGUUUUAGUCGCCAAUAAUUAAAAAUCUUGAGUAAUUCAUAAAUGAAUCAUUACUUUGUGGAUGAGUAACAGAUUUUUUGGGUAACCAAAGCUAACAUAUGUUCUUGCUAAAUCGCCGAAAGAUUCCUCUGGUUUCCUCCUCGAAGUUCGAGAGUGUUGCGAUUGAGGGGAAAUUGGGAAUUUGUAGGGUUUCGGAUGAUCUUUAAUUUGGGGGGUAUGUCUGAGAAGUUAGAAGGUGUAUGUAGGGAUGGUGACUGACAAGAGAUAUAUGUGGAAAGUGUCGAAAGAGAAGGAUAGUUCUAGAAGUCCUUGAUUUUAUGAGAAUUUGUAGAUUUUAAUAUUUAU